AACUCGGCUCGAAAAUCUCUCCUGGAAAAUUCGGAGAAGCGGAAUCCACCAAGGAGUGGGCCCCUGAGGCCGUGCUGCGCUUGCUCGUACUGUGACCUCAGUUUGAGGUGACGGCGGGAGCGGAGGCUGGGCACCCCUUCAAAAGCCGAGGGACCCGCCGAGGCUCUGUCGCCGGAGAGGGAAGGCCCAGCUGCCGUCGGACAGAGCCCAGACUAGCUGAUUCCUGGCCAAGGAGAAGGACAAGGAAUACUUCUGCUGGGGCUGAGUGGCCUUAGGUCCAGCCUGAGGGUCCCAGGAUGCCCCUGCCCACAUCUAGUGAGCAAGAGAGCCUGAAGAGUGACCUGGAACCAUCACUAAAGCCUGGCAUGGAUGUUGUCCCAGCAGUCCCUAGAAACCCCAGGAAAUUCUCCAAACUGGUCCUACUCACAGCCUCCAAAGACAGCACCAAGGUGGCUGGAGCCAAGCGCAAGGGGGUGCACUGUGUCAUGUCCCUGGGGGCACCAGGCCCUGCCACCUUGGCCAAGGCCCUCCUCAAGACCCACCCAGAGGCUGAACGGGCUAUCAAGGCAGCCCCCCAGGAGCCUGAGCCAAAACACAGCAAGCUGGACCCAGAUGCAGACGGCAAGGAAGACUGCAGAUUAACAGGGGCAGCACCCGUGGGGCACAGGGAAGAUUCCACUGCAGCGCCCAGCAGUUCCCUGUAACCUUAGCAACUAGGGGAGCCAAGUGCUAGCUGCAUCUGACUGGGCUGAGGGUUCUGCUGACCACAGGGCUUCCCCAGACCCUUCAUUAACAGGUUCUUCACACUCAACCGUGUGCGUGUGUGUGUGUGUGUGUGUAUUGUUUGGUUUGGUUUGGUGAUACUGGGGAUCUAACUCAGGACCUUGCACUUUCAAGGCAGGUGCGAUACCACUGAGCUGAAUCCCUGGCCCUAUAUAUAAUUUUAGAUCAAAUGUAAGUUAGUUACUUUUGUAACCAGAAAAAAAAAUUCAAAAGAAUAAAAGCUUGUAUGGUAUUUUCCAUCAUAGAUAGACAGGUUUAAACGUUCCAGGAAGCUGGACAUGGUGGUGUAAGCCUGUAAUCCCAGCACUCAGAGGCUAAGGCAGAAGGAUUGCCAUGAGUUCGAGGCCAGCCUGGGCUACAUAGUGAGUUCAAGGGCAGCCUGAACUCUGUCUCAAAACUCUGUCUCGGGCCAGGGAUUUAGCUAAGUGGUUCCGCUGCCUGCCUUGCAGGUGCAAGGUCCUGAGUUCAAUCCCCCAUACAAAAAAAAAAAGUCUCAAAAGUAAGACCCUGUCUCAAAACAAAAACAUUCCAGGAGACCUGGCUCCAACUUCACUACUCUGAGGCCCUUCAUCAGAGCUACUGGUAUGGGCCAUGACUCUCCUGGGGUUGCCAACCCCCAGACCUCACUGCCCUGGGCCCCCUCACCCUGCAAAACCAGCCACUGACCAUAAGAUGAGUUCCUGAAGUUCCCCUCCUGGAGCCCUUGGCCUGAAAGAAGGGACAGCUCUGCCCUGGGCCUCAGUCCUUGGCCACUGCCUGAUCCUUCCUUCCAAGGGUCUGUUCCCAGGAGGCCUCAGACUCCCUCUUGCUUAGUUCUCCCAGGAUGCCCCUGGGUCACUGCCUCCCUGGCCUUCUCCAGGAAGCUUUCCAGGCUGAUGGCUCCCGGGCCCAAAGCCCCCUACUGAAAAUGGUGGCUCCAGGAUGUUCUGAGGAAGGGGUGAGCCUGCAGCUCACAGUGGUCUGCAGAGGAUCCUGGCAUAAGGACAAAGAAGACCCUCAGCUUUUUUCCAGGAGGUCUGGAGGCUCUGGAGAUUCUGAGGAACCCAAGCCCUCCCAGGCCCACAGAUGCUGCCUCUAUUGGAGAGGAGGCAAUGGCAAUGGUCAUCUUCCUCCAGUCCCUUCACCUCAUGGCCCUUAUUCUUUGAAAACUGCCUCUGAAAAUAAAGAAUAAAGAAAACAAAGAAAAAAGAUUU
This is a messenger RNA of Heterocephalus glaber (naked mole-rat), 1976 nucleotides long. RefSeq names its product FLYWCH family member 2 (gene Flywch2). The record is from RefSeq and is a predicted model, not a curated record. Lineage: Eukaryota; Metazoa; Chordata; Mammalia; Rodentia; Bathyergidae.